Messenger RNA from Rubroshorea leprosula, 786 nucleotides. NCBI's taxonomy places the organism in Eukaryota, Viridiplantae, Streptophyta, Magnoliopsida, Malvales, Dipterocarpaceae. The record is from the annotation of a GenBank genome assembly.
AACCCAGCAGGCGUGGGUUCCUUGCGAACCCACCCAGGCGCUGGGUUCCUUGCGAACCCAGGCGCUGGGUUUGCACCAAACCCAGCAUGCCUAGGUUUGGUGGAACCCAGCACGCUUGGGUUCGGUUCCUUGCGAACCCAGGCGCUAGGUUCGCAAGGAACCCAAGCGUGCUAGGUUCGCAUCUGGUGUUGGGUUCGCGUUUGGUGUUGGGUUCGCGUUUGGUGUUGGGUUCGCGUCUGGUGCUGGGUUCGCUGGGUUCGUGUCUGGUGCUGGGUUUGCUGGGUUCGCGUUUGGUGCUGGGUUCGCGUCUGGUGCUGGGCUCGCGUUUGGGUUCGCACCGAACCCAGCAUGCUUGGGUUUGGUGGAACCCAGCACGCUUGGGUUCGGUUCCUUGCGAACCCAGGCGCUGGGUUCGCAAGGAACCCAAGCGUGCUGGGUUCGCGUUUGGGUUCCUACAAACCCAGCACACUUGGGUUCCUUGUGAACCCAGGUGCUGGGUUCGAAAUCGAACCCAGCAAGCGUUGGGUUUGAAAUCGAACCCAGCAAGCGUUGGGUUUGAGCAGCUGCUGAGUUCCUACAAGUGAGGCUUUGGGUUUCGUUUUGAACCCAGCAGCCAUUGGGUCAAAUAUCUAUUGAGUUUAAUCUGUUGAUUUGUUGUGUUAUCCUUGAAUUUAAUAUUAGGAAUUAGGGUUUGCAGAAGGUUAAAGGAAAGGAAGAGGAAGAAGAAAGGGAAAAAGGAAAAACAAACGAAGAAAAAAAAAAGAAUAAGAAAUUUUUAAAGAUUUU